CAAUAAAAAGGGGCCAGAGCUUGACGGAGACAUGCUUUAUGACGACCAUGGGCACUCUUAUCUCUUACCUUAGCAAAUACAUGAUUAUUGUGGAGCUGCUCUCUGCCUGCACAGGACCCCAGACUGGAUCAUGCACACUAAGGCAAAUGCAUGCUGCUGUUCGUUUGAAGACUACAAGCUGACAACAGAAUGGCUGCUGAGCCAGACGAGACACAGGCCCAAGAUCGCUGUCAUCUGUGGGUCAGGGCUGGGCCUCCUGGCCGACUGUGUCCUCAACAAGCAGACUUUCCAUUACACAGAGAUCCCCAAUUUCCCUGUGAGCACCGUCCCUGGGCAUGAGGGCCGUUUGGUGUUUGGCCACAUUAAGGAUAAGUCCUGCGUCUUCAUGCAAGGGAGGUUUCACCUUUACGAGGGAUAUUCAUUGUGUAAGGUCACAUUCCCCGUGAGGAUAUUCAAGCUGUUGGGAGUGGAGACUAUUAUUGUGACGAAUGCUUCCGGAGGCCUGUGUCAGGACUUCAAAGUGGGCGACAUUAUGAUCAUUAAGGACCACAUUAACUUGCCAGGCUUCGCGGGACAGCACCCACUGUGUGGACCCAAUGAUGAACGGUUUGGGAUCCGUUUUCCAUGCAUGUCGGAUGCCUACAGCAAAGACCUGCGGAAGCUGGCCCUGGAUAUCAGUGCUGAGCUGGGCUACUCUGACUUUGUUCGGGAGGGUGUUUACUGCAUGGUCAGUGGGCCCAACUUCGAGACUAUCGCCGAGGCCCGUAUGCUGCAAAUUCUUGGGAGUGACUCUGUGGGCAUGAGCACGGUUCCCGAGGUGACGGUGGCCAAGCACUGUGGCCUGCGUGUGUUCGGACUGUCCCUCAUCACCAACAAGGCAUCGCUGGACUACAACCACGAGGAGAAGGUCAACCACGAGGAGGUGCUGCACAUCAGCAAGAUGAGGGCGGAGAUGCUGCAGAAGGUCUUGAACACCCUCAUCGCCCGUUCCCACCAGGUCGAUGGGAUUAACAGCAACUAGGAUCCCUCUUCUCUUUCCAUUCCCUCCGGCACCUUCUCAAAGCCUACUCCCCUUGCAGGCCCAACUGGUUGUCUACUUGUAAUCACCUCAUGCCCAGAAACAACCUCUACGAGAAACUGCUACUCAACUUUUCCAUGCAGACUGAUAUUGAUGUAUGCCUGCUUUGAUGACGUAGUACAUAUAUUAAAGUGCAAAAGAAUUUAUAAAAUGACUUCCAGCUAUUAUGUUAAAUAAUUUAGCCCAUACUAUAUUAGCAUUAAGGUACUUCCAUAUCAGUUGUGUGUCCAUUUUCAUGUGAAAUUAUCUGCAUAUACAGUGGACUCCAUUGAUAAAUAUGCACAAAAAAUACUGUAAACUAAAAUAUUAUGGUAAUUGACAUAAAGAUUACUUUCCAACGUGUAAACUAGUGUGCUUUAUUAAUGUUUCAAUGGAAUCUUACAUUUUUUCAAAUAAAAAAAUUAUUUCCCAUAAAA
Conger conger (European conger) is the source of this 1494-nucleotide messenger RNA. RefSeq names its product purine nucleoside phosphorylase 4b (gene pnp4b). Gene Ontology annotation, biological process: nucleoside metabolic process. The transcript has 6 exons. Bases 131 to 1021 code for a protein of 296 amino acids. Gene Ontology annotation, cellular component: cytoplasm. The record is from RefSeq and is a predicted model, not a curated record. Lineage: Eukaryota; Metazoa; Chordata; Actinopteri; Anguilliformes; Congridae. Gene Ontology annotation, molecular function: purine-nucleoside phosphorylase activity.